This is a messenger RNA of Heteronotia binoei (common prickly gecko), 1711 nucleotides long. Its product is annotated as zinc finger protein RFP-like. The record is from RefSeq and is a predicted model, not a curated record. Lineage: Eukaryota; Metazoa; Chordata; Lepidosauria; Squamata; Gekkonidae. Bases 278 to 1711 code for a protein of 477 amino acids. The transcript has 8 exons. Gene Ontology annotation, molecular function: zinc ion binding; protein binding.
AGGAGGUACCAACUCCUCUGCAAUUAUCACCCCACAGCAAUUCCUCGCAACUGUUAGCUUUGCACCUGAGGACUCAAUUAGAGAACUGCCGCUGGUCGGAAAAGCAGCCAAUGAAGUGCUUGGGCGGCAGGAGUGGGAGGAACGAACUCGGCUCUCGGAUCGGCGCAGUAGUUCAAGUUAGGCUGUUGGUGGACUUUCUGCUUUGGGCAGCUUUAGGAAGAGCAGACAAGAAACGGAUCCGUCUGCGAGCUGAGGACCCUACCAAAAAAGACACUGAAUGGCUGCUCCAGAUCCAGAAAAAAAUCUCCAGAAUGAAGCCACGUGUUCCAUCUGCCUGGAUUAUUUUCAGGAUCCGGUGAUGGUCAUAGACUGUGGGCAUAAUUUCUGUCGAAACUGCAUCGCACAGUGCCACAAUGGGUCCAUUUUCAGACUCCUCAUCUGCCCACAGUGCAGAAAGCCCUUUCCUUUGAAAAACCUUCACCCCAACAGGCAUCUGUGGAACAUUGUGGAACUUGCCAAACAGUUCAGCAAGAGACGGGCAAAUGAAACUGGCGACCAGAAGCUGUGUGAGAAACACCUGGAGCCGCUAAAACUGUUCUGUGAACAUGACCAGACUUCCAUUUGUGUGGUGUGUGACAGGUCCGUGGCACAUAAGAAACACAAUGUGGUUCCCAUAGAAGAGGCUGCUCAGGUUUACAAGGAUAAAUUGCAUCACUAUUUGCAGAUGCUGAAAGAAGAAAAAGGAAAGAUUUUGUCACUUAAAUUGGAUGUAGAGAAGCCAAGCCAAGAUCUGUUGAAAGACACAGCUGCUGAGAGGCAGAAAUUAUUAUCAGAGUUUCAACAGCUUCAUGAGUUUCUUGAGAAACACAAGCAGCAUUUAUUGUCCCAAGUGGAUGAGGUGGAAAAAGAAGUUGAGAGAAAAAAGAUGGGAGAUACAGCAAAAUUUUCUGAUGAGAUUUCCCGUCUUGGGGCCCUAAUCCAGGAGCUUGAGGAGAAGUGCCAGGAGCACCCAGGUGGGUUCCUCCAGGAUAUUGGAAGUACUCUUAACAGAUGUAAGGUGAACAAAUUUCAGCCUCCUGCUGUACUUGAUUGUUCUGACCUUAAGAGAAGACUCCAUGUAUUAUCUAAGGAAAGUGAAUCACUGCAGGAGGAAUUGAAUAAAUUCAAAGCAAUACUGUCUGAACCAAUAUGGAUUGAAGAGUAUGUGGUGCUGGACCAAGGUACCGCUCAUCCUCGAUUUGUUGUGUCUGAUAAUCGGAGAAUGGUAACAUGGGGACCUUUUCGGCAGGAAGUGCCCUACAGCCCUGAGAGAUUUGACCCAGCCCGCUGCAUGCUUGGUUCUCAUGGAUUCUCAUCAGGGAAACAUCACUGGACAGUGAAUGUGGAGGAUGGAACUUUCUGGGCUGUAGGUGUGGCCCAAGAGUCUGUAAAAAGAAAAGGACAGUUCCAUUUUGUGCCUCAGGAAGGGAUUUGGGCUGUGGGCCUUCAUAAUGGUCAGUACAGAGCUCUGACUUCACCUCCUGACCUUUUGCUUCUAAAUAGCCCCCUUAACAAGAUCCAGGUUUGUCUGGAUUAUGAAGGAGGGACUGUAGCUUUCUGUGAUGCUGAACAACAGCGUCAGUUCUAUUGCUUUCCAGCAAACUUCGAGGGAGAAAAACUCUUUCCUUUCUUCCGUGUUGGGGACAUGAAGACUACCCUUUUCCUUUGCUAA